CCGAUAGACUGAGACAAAAUAACGCCUCUCAAUCGAUAGAAAAAAACUCAGCCUAGGAAAAUUGAUUUUUCGCUCAAACCGAAAGCAACACCUUUGGCUUGGCUUUAAUUACAUUACAGGGAACCGAAGCGAAUCCGAACCUCGGCCUUAAACUACAGACAAAGGAAAGCCCAAGACAAGAUGGCAGCAUCGCAGGUUGACCAGAAACGAGCCCUCAACAAGCUGAAGCACGACUUGGAGCCCUUCCGAACGGCCAUCGUGGGAGCCUACGGCGUGCUCACCUGGGAGAAGCAGUACUACGCUGGAGUGGUCUUCGGAGCAACCAGCGUCCUUUACUUGCUCCUCUGGUGGCUGGACCUCUCCCUAAUCACCCUGCUGUCGCUCCUCGGACUCAUCACCCUCUUACUGGACUAUGUGUUCCCCACGGUAUCGCGUCUGCUCUUCGGCGGCGUCAACUGGGAUGGCGACCAGGAGGCCAAGUUCGAGGACGUUUGCGGCCAGGUGUGCGCCGUCAAGAGCAACAUGGUCUUAUGGUACGACUACCUCUUCAAGGAGCGGAAAUCCACAGUGUUUGUGAUCGUCAUUAGCCUGGGUCUCCUCGCUCUCGCCUGGAUUGGAGCCAUCUUCAACAAUCUGCUGCUCAUGUAUCUGGCCACCCUGCUCAUUGCCAUGUGGCCGGGGCUGCAGAACAAGGACGUCUUCAAGGCCGUCACCCAGAAGGCCUCGAAGAUCAUCAACGAGAAGAUCCAGUGCGGCAAGAGGAAGCUGCAGUAAAGAAAUCACCCACAUACACUCACCACCAUUUGACCAAAAAAUAUUAUAAAAGCCUAAGUCAUCUACUUGCCAUUAUGCACUCAUCGCAUCACUAAAUACACACACUCGAGCAUUGAAUUUGAAACUAUGAAUAUCGUAAAGGAUAAGUAUUCUCAACGGAUAUCUAGCAAAUCCCGUCGUGGCCCCAUCACAUCUCCUACUAUAAGUUUGUAACAUGUAAGACCGAAGGAAUCUCGAAGCGAGGCGAUCGGAGAGAGAGAGAAAAAGAACGCGCAACAAAAGACAAGACAUUUUUGUGAUUAUUUUGUGAGUUAAUUGAAAUUUAUGAUAAUCCCAAGUAAGAUACAAAAGAACUUAAGCGUCUAUUGAACUAUAUUUAAAUAAAGAUUUCAACUGAAUAGAUCAAA
This is a messenger RNA of Drosophila takahashii, 1181 nucleotides long. It is a transcript of the gene Arl6IP1, whose product is annotated as ADP-ribosylation factor-like 6 interacting protein 1. Lineage: Eukaryota; Metazoa; Arthropoda; Insecta; Diptera; Drosophilidae. The record is from RefSeq and is a predicted model, not a curated record. Gene Ontology annotation, cellular component: membrane.